Messenger RNA from Xiphophorus hellerii (green swordtail), 4162 nucleotides. RefSeq names its product zinc transporter ZIP9. NCBI's taxonomy places the organism in Eukaryota, Metazoa, Chordata, Actinopteri, Cyprinodontiformes, Poeciliidae. Gene Ontology annotation, biological process: zinc ion transport; transmembrane transport. Gene Ontology annotation, molecular function: metal ion transmembrane transporter activity. The transcript is spliced from 7 exons. Gene Ontology annotation, cellular component: membrane. Bases 343 to 1257 code for a protein of 304 amino acids. The record is from RefSeq and is a predicted model, not a curated record.
GCGUACCAUCGCGCAUAGUGAAACCGAGUGAGGUGCGGUUAGACCUCAGCCCUUCUUUAGAGGUGGGAGAUGAGCAACCACGGGCUGUUGGUCUCUGGUUCUAUGAGACGGUCUGUGGAGGCUGGCUGUGGCGGUGAAGGAGGUUCUCCUGGAGGAGGGACAGGGAGACGGAGGUGCGACGUGGAAACCCGCAGCGCCGUCCGUUUCCGUCUCCUGAAGUAAACAAAUGAAGUUACGGUGAAACAAUGAAAGCAGACUUUCAGUUUUCAGAACAAUCUGAUCUGCUGACAUGAAAUGAGACUCGGCAAACGGAGUAAGAACUUGUAGGAAAAUUCCGUCGCCAUGGACGAGGGACUGACUAUUACUUGUAUAUCUGUAGCGAUGUUUGUGGGCACCUUCCUACUAGGAUUCAUCCCACUGUUGUUCCGACUCUCUGAGAAAAGCCUGCAGUUUGUGUCCAUCCUGGGGGCGGGUCUGCUGUGCGGCACAGCGCUGGCCAUCACCAUCCCAGAGGGUGUGGGCUUACUGGAGGAUUCGUGGAGAGAGUCUUCCUCUGAUGCUCCAUCUGGCCCGAAUGCUAGUGAAAAAACGGCGCCUUCCACAAAGGGAAGCGCCCCACCUCGCUUUUAUAUCAGCGUGGCUUUGACGUUCGGGUUUACCUUCAUGUUUGUUGUUGAUCAGAUUGGAGGAUACAUUUCCACGCGUGGUCAAGCAGCACAUUUGUUGAAUAACAAACACAUCACAGCCACUCUGGGGCUGGUUAUCCAUGCUGCAGCUGAUGGAUUUGCUCUGGGCGCUGCCGUCGCCACAGGUCAAGCCACUGUACAAGUGAUUGUUUUUUUUGCGGUCAUUCUACACAAGGCACCUGCUGCUUUUGGUUUGGUUUCCUUCCUGAUGCAUUCAGGCCUUGAGAAGAAAGACAUUCAGGGACAUUUACUGACCUUCUCAGCAGCAGCACCCAUAGUUGCUAUCAGCACUUACUUCAUACUGCAGGCGACUGGAAGUUCCUCUCAUAACCAGAUGAAUGCAACAGGAGUGGGAAUGCUGUUCUCAGCAGGAACUUUCCUUUAUGUUGCCACGGUGCACGUUCUCCCUGAGAUCAGCAGUAGCAGCGCAGCAGAACCCUUCUCUAACCUGCAGGAGGAAACAGGAGCAGAAACCCACAAGGCAAGACAUCUGGGGCUCCUGGAGAGCCUCACCCUCAUCCUCGGUGUGGGGCUCCCAGUCAUAUUGGCCCUCAGCUUGCACGAUGACUGACGGAGAGUUUACUGCGAAGGAUGCAGAAUAAUGCUUCCAAAACAAAAUCUUACCAAGUAUUUUUUGGUCUAGUUUCUAGUGCAAAUAUCUUUUUACACUUGAAAUAAGACAAAACUAACAUACAACUAACUUUAGAGCAAGAUAUGGGAGGUGGUUUUAAGUCAGUAAUUUCUUAAUAUCGAUGGAAAAGUACUGCCUGUCGAACAAAACAUUAAAAUGUCUAGUUAUAUCUAGUACUUUCCGUCAGUAUUAAGGAAUUAUUGACUUAAAAUAAGUUCAUUUAUUAUGCUUAAAAGUUACUUGUAAGAUAGCUUUGUCUUAUAUCAAAUGUACUAAGAUAUUUCCAGUAGAAACUAAACCAAAAAUACUUGGUAAGAUGUAGUAUUUUUGCAGUGAAGACAGAAUGAAGGAAAACCCGUCCACGUAUCUCAGCGUUAGGUUGUUCCUCAUGGGCGUGCUUCUGAUUCAUACUAACCUAACCCUUGAGCACUGCCACUGUUCUUGGAUCAACAAAGCUUUUCAGGAUUUGAAAGGACUUGGAUAUUUUAUAUGCCGCUAUCCUUCAGCUGAGUUUCCAGUACAAGUAAACAAAAAGAGGGACAUUUGUUAUUUGUUACGAAGCUAUUUAAUUUUUAAAAAACGAAACCGUGGUCAGGAGGUAGAUUUACAAGAAGAACAAGAUAAUAAUUUGAUACUGUUAUGUGCACAGUAUGCAGUCUAGUUUGGACAGUUAGUUUUGUGUUUAUUAUUAAGAGUUUGACAGGAAAAAGUGCCAAGUUGGAGAAUCAGAGAGAAACAUUCCUCCUCAUGAUUCGUCAGAAACAAACUCAUUGUCUUUUAUUUCUUUUCUUAGCCAAAAUGCCAAAUGUGACACCUGAACUUCAUGAAAAACAUUUUUUAGAGCCAUAUUACUUCAUAACUUAUUGUUUUCAACAGUGUAUGUUUGAUUUAUUUUUAAGAAUGUAUUUUAAAAGUUUGGCUCUAUAAAGCUGUCUCUACUUAAAAUGUGCAAUAAUUGUUAAAAUAAACUGCGACACCAUAAAUUUAACACUGAAAAGUUGAUAAAAAUCUGAUCUCUUAUUGAAGUACACCUGUUCAGCAAAAUCAUUGCUGAUGAAAUUCUGUUGUUACUCCAUUGUUCAACCUCAUUUUACCAAUAAGAUGGUUCUUUGUCUCCAAUAACAUUUUACAAGGUCUGAUGCUACAGAGAGGGAUUUUUCCUCUGUGCAAAAUUUCUCUUAAUUUGAAUUUCUCUGUUGUAGAUAUCUUUAAAAAAUUAGCUAUUUUGUUUUAGAGUUGUGUUUCUUUUGUAGCUUUAAAUAAACUUUGUUUAGCUGAAGAAAAGGAAAAAAUGUCUAUCUAUUAAGGUUAUAAAAGUUGCCGACCCCUGAUCUAAAUCAUCCAGAGUUCUUAGUCAUGGAUUCUACUCUCUUCUCUUCAGCUAAGAUGGUCAUAAAGACGGGUUGGUUUUAUCUAAAAUGUUCAGAUAUUCAAAUGAGUUCCCAUUUUCCAUUCUUCAGAAGGUUCCCAAGGUCUCUGGAAGAGAAAAUGCGCACAGCAUCACAUAUCCUCCACUGUGAACUUCCAUACUUUUCUACAUAUUUUUAUGUAGUGUUUAUUACUUGAAAGCUUUGCCUUAGUCUCAUAUGACCAAAGCACAGAUUUCCAUUUAAAGUCCAAGUGCCUCUGGCUUUACUCUUUUAUGAUUGUGAUGGUAGGAUAGAAAAUAUGUUUUUCUGGCAUGCAGACCAGAGAAGAUGUUGUUAUAGAGCAGGGAUCUGGAACCUUCAGCUCAGGAGCCCACUGUGGGUCCUUAACCCUCCACAGUAGCUCUUCAUAGCUGAUCAAAACAACAGAUGGAACAAAACAAUGGUUUUAAUUAUGAAGCAAUAAAAGGGUUAAUUGUUGAUAAGUUUUUAUGUAUUUUGAUGCAGUGUUUUACUAAUUUCCUUAAGCCAUUCUGGUUCUUUUUCUAUGGAUUUGGUCAGCUUAUACAGUGUGCGCUGGAGACACAUCAUUUGAAACUGUAAUCCAAAAAUCUUAGAAAUUUAAAUUAAAAAUAAACUGUAAAUUAAAAACAAUUAGUUUCAAUUGUUAGGGUUACCAUUAACUGCCUCCUAAUAAUUAACUCUCUCUUAACAUUAGUUUUUUCUCCAGUGGAUACAUAUCCUCAAUUCAAGUUUUUUCGUGUGAUAUGUUGCCUUUUUACUGAGGGUGCUAACAAAUACGGCUGCAUCAGAAUUAAAAUACGUUUAUUAAAAUUUUAAAUAAAAAUACAUGAAUAAAAUUAAGGCAUGAAAUUUACUCACAUUCGGUUAUUCUUUAAAAUGUAUUGAACAUAUCCAUAUACUACCCCCAAAGUAAUAAAACAUUGUUAUAAACCUCUGCAACAAUGAUGGCUUGGUUUGCUAAUGUGACUACAAAUAGUUUCCAUUUACUUGAAGGAACAUGAUUGUCAUGUAGCUUAGCUGGAUUUCUCCUGUUUUAACCUCAAAUGAAAGCCUGCAGUAAGAGACUGUAACAGUAAGACAUGUCAGAUUAUUCAGUAGAGCACACAUAACAAUGAGUGGUGAAACAUUAACUUUUAUUUCUUUAUAUCUGCACUGUGAGCUUUGCUUAAUGGCCUUCCUGUCAGCAUUCAUGCACUCUGUGUCUGUAAAAGAAAAAAAUACUGUAACUUUCUAACGGUGGAAGAACUCAACUCUGCUCCCUAACAGCUACUGUGACACAUCUGUUGGCUGAGUGAGUGGAAAGGGUUUGCGUAAGACUGGAAUCACGCUUGCCUUGACCUUUUCAAAACAGAGUAAAAAAAAAAAAAAAACAACCUUUACAUAGUUCCUGAAGGUAAAUAUGAAAACAAGCUGGAACUUCUACUGUGAUUACAUAAUAAAUAGAGAUUUCACCA